AUGGUGACGACGGUAGGGAUGCCCUCAGAAGAAUUUGAAAAUGGCAGAACUUCCGACCCAAAGAAGGAUGAGGAGGAGCAACUGGGUGAGUCGGAGCUGAGUGAGGAGCAGAUGGCUAUACUUCCGGAACAGCUCAUCACCGAUAUACUUUCUCUACUACCCGUCAAGUCCCUGUUACGUUUUCAGUGCGUUUCAAAGCCAUGGUUUGCUCUAAUCCACGACCCAUAUUUCAUCAACUUGUAUUUCGAGAACAACAACAACAACAGAGAAUUAAGUUUCAUUGUGGAGACAUCUAAGCACGAGCUGUCUCCUCUUAGGCGAUGGAAAUAUGAUUACCACUUGGUAAAUUUUUCCAAUGAGGAUGAGUCGAUGAGCGAGCCCCUGAAGAUCAUCCCACCAUUCUUUCGUCCACACAACCUCGUGAUAGGCUGUUGCAACAGCUUAGUUUGCAUCCUCAACUAUGAUGACAUGUUUUCCACCUACGAUGGUUUUGACAUUGUUAUUUGGAAUCCAUCAAUCAAAAAAUACAAGAGAUUACCUUUUGAGCAUAUAGAGCCUGCUAUAGAGCCUAACCCCCAGAUCGAGCAAUCGUUAGCAUUCGGGUAUGAUCCAGUCAACAAUGAUUACAAGGUUUUAAUGAUAGUAUUUGUGACUAAUGAGGGUUAUGGUAGGAAGCCCUUAGAAACUAUGGUAUAUAGUAUGAAAGCACAUUCUUGGAGAAGAGCAGAAGAUCAAUGGCCUUGCAAGGAUUCAAAUAUUUGGAGUGGGCCAGCUUUCUCAAACCCAGCUUUUCAUUGGUUGAUUAAAAGUACUACAUCAAUGACCCUUCUAGCAUUCAAUCUCACUACCGAGAAAUUCAGAGUGCUACCGAUUCCGUUCAAGUCUUAUUCGAUUAGGGUUUUGGAAGGAUCACUUUGUGUUUCUGUAAAUACUAAGGAUCAAGACGUUGGCUCACAACACAUUAAUGUUUAG
Messenger RNA from Corylus avellana, 972 nucleotides. The record is from RefSeq and is a predicted model, not a curated record. NCBI's taxonomy places the organism in Eukaryota, Viridiplantae, Streptophyta, Magnoliopsida, Fagales, Betulaceae.